Messenger RNA from Ictalurus punctatus (channel catfish), 8883 nucleotides. It is a transcript of the gene kcnh6a, whose product is annotated as potassium voltage-gated channel, subfamily H (eag-related), member 6a. Gene Ontology annotation, molecular function: inward rectifier potassium channel activity. NCBI's taxonomy places the organism in Eukaryota, Metazoa, Chordata, Actinopteri, Siluriformes, Ictaluridae. Gene Ontology annotation, biological process: regulation of heart rate by cardiac conduction; regulation of ventricular cardiac muscle cell membrane repolarization; membrane repolarization during action potential. The record is from RefSeq and is a predicted model, not a curated record. Gene Ontology annotation, cellular component: membrane. The transcript is spliced from 16 exons. The coding region runs from base 852 to 4388 and encodes 1178 amino acids.
AUGGCGGUGCACUGGCGCGUGACGUCACGCAACACGUGGACCUCUGUGACACCUUGAUGCAACUUUUAUAGUGCAGAACAAAAGCAAAGGAAGACGAUGACGGACGAGGAUUUUGUUCGUUUGUUUGAAACCUUAUUUAUGGGUUGUAAGUUUAGUUCUCAGCGGAAGAACGAAACGGAGAGAAAGAGCGCACGCGCGCUCGAGAGAGAGAGAGAGAGAGAGAGAGAGAGAGAUGCUAAGGUGCAGAUUGCGCAUCUGGGCUCUGUCAGAAAGUGACAGCUGUGCCGAGCUGACUCUCCUCAGUCUAACCAGCGAUUAAAACUGGAGCUUUGUUUUGUUUUGUUUAGCUUCUGCCGUGUGUUUCCGGCGGUCUCGCGCUCCCCUCGCGCUCGACUAAAAAAAAAAAAAAAACAAACUAUUUUUGAUUCAGAUUUGCCUUGUUAAUUCAAUUUAAGCCUAUUGUUUCUAAUCAGAUGGAUUCGGGAUCCGAGUAGUGCACUUUUUGUCUUUUUAUUAUUAUUAUUUUAUAAACGAAUUAAAAAAAAAAAACAUCUGAAUUUCAUCGAGAAAGUUCUCACUAAUCCUGUCGCGCGCGGGCUCUGUAAUCGCCUUGGCAACCGGAACUCGGUGACAUUUCUCUGUCGCGCGCGCCAACUCUCGUGCUCUCUCUCACUCUCUCUCUCCCCCUCUCCCUCUCUCUCUGCUUUCACUUCUCCAGCAUGAGCUCUAAUAACCUCACACAUCCUUCCCUCGUCGGCUUGCCGUGAAGGAAGUGGACUCAUCGCAGCACCAGGUGUCGGGACAUUUCGUUUCUUUUCGUGUGUUUUCGUUCCUCUCGGCCGAAUGUCAAAAUGCCCGUUCGGCGAGGACACGUCGCUCUCCAGAACACCUAUCUGGACACCAUCAUCCGCAAAUUCGACGGUCAGAACCGCAAGUUCCUGAUCGCCAACGCCCAGAUGAAGAACUGCGGCAUCAUCUACUGCAACGAGGGCUUCUGCCAGAUGUUUGGCUUCUCGCGGGCCGAGAUCAUGCAGCAGCCGUGCACGUGUCAUUUCCUCGCAGGACCGGGCACCAUGAAGAGCGCUCUGGCUCAGCUGGCCCAGGCCCUGCUCGGCUCCGAGGAGCGCAAGGUGGAGAUCCUCUACUACUCCAAAGAAGGGACAUGUCGGCCAUGUUUGAUAGACGUGAUUCCAGUGAAGAACGAGGAGGGCGUGGUCAUAAUGUUCAUCCUGAACUUCGAGGAACUGCUUGAGCCUGCGUUAAAAAUGGGCUUCAGACAGCGAGUCACCCAGAGCUGGAUACGCUCAGGUGUGUGUGUUUGUUAUUCUCAGAAGCGUAGACUGAGGCUGAGAAUGCCGUCUUUACGAGUCACGCGGCAACCUGCUUACCCCAAAGACCAGUUUGAAGGAGUCGUUGUGGACUAUUUACAGCUGCCUGGUAAAUCUGUAGCUCUGAAGGGUUUCCCUGCGCCGUGUAAAGAGAGCUCCCUGCAGUGUGAGACACAGGCUCUGAUCCAUCAGGAGCACUCUUUCACCUCGCCUUCGUCCAGCCUGGAGCCCGGCGGCCCCCAGACCCCCUACACACACUCGCGCACACACUCCCGAGAGAGUGUACACAGCAUGCGGCGUGCCUCCUCGCUGCACGACAUCGACUCCAUCAGGGACCAGUGCAGCGAUGCCUUGAAGCCCAAUAAUGUGAGCUCCACGUCGGAUUCGGAUCUGAUGCGGCAUCGCGCCAUCGGUAGGAUCCCCCAGGUCACGCUGUCGUUCGGGGCAGAGCGGGUCAGACCUCCUUCACCCACCGAGAUCGAGAUCAUUGCCCCCAGCAAGAUUAAAGAUCGCACGCAGAACGUCUCCGAGAAGGUCACACAUGUCACUCAGGUGCUGUCUCUAGGAGCCGACGUGCUGCCCGAGUACAAGCUGCAGGCGCCGCGCAUCCACAAGUGGACGAUCCUGCACUACAGCCCGUUCAAGGCCGUAUGGGAUUGGCUGAUCCUGCUGCUCGUGCUCUACACCGCCGUGUUCACACCGUACAGCGCCGCCUUCCUGCUCAGCGAGCAACAGGACGGAGGCCGAGCCGACUGCGGCUACACCUGCAACCCGCUCAACGUGGUGGACCUGGUGGUAGACGUCAUGUUCAUCAUCGACAUCAUCAUCAACUUCAGGACGACCUACGUGAACCACAACGACGAGGUGGUGAGCCACCCGGGCCGCAUCGCGCAGCACUACUUCAAGGGCUGGUUCCUAAUCGACAUUGUAGCGGCCAUCCCCUUCGACCUGCUCAUCUUCAGAUCGGGCCAAGACGAGCCCCAAACCACCACUCUGAUCGGCCUGCUGAAGACAGCACGGCUGUUGCGUUUGGUCCGAGUGGCGCGGAAGCUCGACCGCUACUCGGAAUACGGCGCGGCCGUCCUCUUCCUGCUCAUGUGCACCUUCGCGCUCAUCGCCCACUGGCUGGCCUGCAUCUGGUACGCCAUCGGCAACGUGGAGCGCACGGGCUCCGCUCGCGGAGGCACCUUGAGGAUCGGCUGGCUCGACAACCUCGCCGAGCAGAUCGGCAAACACUAUAACGACAGCGACGCCUUAUCCGGACCCAGCAUCAAGGACAAGUACGUCACCGCCCUGUAUUUCACCUUCAGCAGCCUGACCAGCGUCGGCUUCGGCAACGUCUCGCCGAACACCAACCCCGAGAAGAUCUUCUCCAUCUGCGUCAUGCUCAUCGGCUCUCUGAUGUAUGCCAGUAUCUUCGGCAAUGUGUCGGCUAUAAUCCAGCGACUGUACUCGGGCACGGCGCGCUACCACACGCAGAUGCUGAGGGUGAAGGAGUUCAUCCGCUUCCACCAGAUUCCCGGAGGCCUGAGGCAGAGGCUGGAGGAGUAUUUCCAACACGCCUGGUCCUACACCAACGGCAUCGACAUGAACGCGGUGCUGAAGGGUUUCCCCGAGUGUCUGCAGGCUGAUAUCUGUCUGCAUCUGAACCGCACGCUGCUGCAGAACUGCCCGGCGUUCCGCGGGGCGAGUAAGGGCUGUUUACGAGCUCUGGCCAUUCGCUUUAAAACCACACACGCUCCACCGGGAGACACGCUGGUGCACAACGGCGACGUGCUCACGGCUCUCUACUUCAUCUCCCGCGGCUCCAUCGAGAUCCUUCGAGACGAUGUGGUCGUGGCCAUCUUAGGUAAGAACGACAUCUUCGGCGAGCCCAUCAGUCUGUACGGCAGGCCUGGGAAAUCGAGCGCCGACGUCAGGGCUCUGACCUACUGCGACCUCCACAAGAUCCUGAGGGACGACCUGCUCGAGGUGCUCGACAUGUACCCCGAUUUUUCCGACAGCUUCUGGACAAACCUGGAGAUCACGUUCAACCUCCGAGAUGCAGACAGAAUUAUACAACCAGACCCCAGCGAGGAGUCAGACUGCGGCUACAGACGAGCACAGCACAGGAGAAACUCCCUCCAUCGCAACAGACCGGAUGGCACGGAUCGAGAAGACUCUUAUCCAGACCAGACAUGCAGCUCCGUGGGGAACCACAGAGGGGUGCUGUUGCACUCACACUGGGAUGAGCUGUGCAGCAGUGUGAGCGCUGCCUCUUUGUCCAGUGAGGAUGAGAUGAAACACUUGGGGCCUGAACGGGGAGAAGUGUACCCUCCAGAAGUGAGGGAAUACGUCCCGACUGUGAUUAACCUCCUCCCCCCCAGCACUGAAGAACGGGGAGCUCAUGCCUAUUCAGGCUCUCUGAACGUCUCGGGGCUGUACGGCUGCUGGUCCGAGCGACGGCCGAGUCAGUACCCCGAGAGUCCGAGACGACUUUCCACAUCAGCACGCGCCUGCUAUCAUCAUCUCCAGCGCGGUGCGAAUGCCGAGGAGAGACCGAGCGAUCUUCAGUCCCGCCUUGAACUGCUGCAGUCCCAGCUGAACCGUCUGGAGACACGGAUGACGGCUGACAUUAACGUGAUCCUGCAGCUGCUCCAGCGACAGAUGGCUCAAGUCCCACCCGCUUACAGCUCCGUGUCUCCAGCCUCGGCGGUCCUUCCCACCGCUUCUCCAUCCGACCUGUACGGGACUCCGAUUUUCCACCCUACAACACCUCCCACUCCUGCUGCACACUUCAGAGAGCCAACACACACCUCCAGCAACGACAGUCCUGAGUCUCACGCGUCCCUGUCCGACGGCGUCCACCUCAGCGUCGCCACGGACGACACCGCGUCCAUCUCGCCGGAGCCCGAGACCAAACCGUCCGUCCCUGCGAAUCUCAACAUCCCUGAAAACCUGCAUCCUCACCUCAGCCUGCGCUUCACCUCUCUCCCCGAGCACCUGGAGAGCCUGAGCAGCCUUGAGGACAGAUCACAGAUCCAACGGCACCUGUCCGACCCUGUUCUCCCGGGCACCUAGAGUCUCGACCGGGCUGCACUCUGCACUGUUCUCAUCUCCCCGCUGGGCCACGUGUCCACCAUUAGCUCUACCGCAGGACAGACCAGACAGGACAGAGCCGCAGUCCUCCUCCUCCUCCUCCUCCUCUUCGUCCUCCUCCCUCUCUUCCUGCUCCCGUGAGCUUCAAACGCACUGUACGCUGCUACUCACGGACACGGGUCGAUCCGCGUCGAGUGCAGACGACCCAGUACGAGUUCCAGACAAACACACUCGCUCAAAUACAAAGCACACACACGUAUGUAUCCCAGACUGUAGCACACGGCACAGGCGCGAAGGAAGCGGUAGCGUUACUCAUUCGGGUCGCAAAGAUCGGACGUAAAAGGGGUGAUGAGUAAUUCUAAUUAAACCUCCUGUUACCAUUUACGAAGGCCGGCCGUCUUGACGAUUUUAUGACCGCAGCGCUGUUUACCGAGGGAAAUCUAAAAGGACGUAAACAUCAACGAGUAAAGAGAGGCAGCAGCCAAGUUUCCACGUAUAUAUAUAUUUUUAAUGCGAAUUCUGGGGUAGCGCGUAAAAAAGAAAUCGGAUAAAUUCCUCCAUGCGCAUUAAAAAAAAAAUAAAAAAUUCAAAAUGUCAGAAAGCAAGACGCGGCGGUUUCCUCGAAGUGACGUUUUUGUAUACAGCAUGACAUUUUCGAACAUAAGUCGAAUUCGCGGCUCGGGCGGAAACGUAGCUAGCGUGCUCCAGAAGCACUGAUUAUUAAACCAUUUGGCGAACAUCUAGUCUUCUCAUCUGACCGCUUACUUUCUGAUGAAAUUCCUUCCAUUCUGUGUGAAAUAUUAAAAGGAACGCUCUGAACCGCUCCAGCCCGAAUCCGUUUAUAUCGAAAUGUUGGUGACGUGCUCGGCGAUUCUGGUGCUCGGAUUUCUAUUCAUCGACCCGGCGUCUUCUCGUUAGUCCCGUGAGAUUAUUUCCCACGGUCCCGAGCAGUGUUCUCGCUCACCGUUUUCCAUUCAGCGACGGUCGACGUGAUAGUAGUAGGGAGAGACGUCAGAGCGAGAGCUGCGUGACGGCCGAGAGGCGAUACGAGCGUGCGAGUCGAAGAUUUCGUUAUGUUUUCUUGGGUUAUUAUAUCCAGUGAUAUAUUACCGUCUUUACUGACGUACAAAUAUAUAUAUUUUUUCAAAAUCCCCAAAUUAUUGUUAUUAUUAUUUUUUUUUUACAGAGGCAGUAGUGCAUCAUUGUGCGUCUAAGACUUUUGCCAUCCCCGAAUAAGCAUUCGGAAAUGGAAAAUAUUUCAGACAGGGUUCAAACAACGACAUCCACGCGAUAGCGACACCUCUGGGGAUAAAAAAAAGCGCACUUUUUUAAAAAAAUUCCACACACUCUCUCUGGACUCGUUUAUUUCAUCAGCAUGACUAGUUAACCGAGAGGCUUAGCACCAGCGGUUCACACGUACGCCUCGCACCUCCGGGGGUUCAGGGAUCGAAUCCCGCCUCCGCGCUGUGUGUGCAGAGCUCCCAUGUUCUCCACGGGUUUCCUCCCCCAGUCCAAAGACACGCGCCUUCCGUAGCGCUCGUCCUUUUCAGGGUCACGGGGAAACCUGGAGACUAUCCCAGGGAGCAUCGGGCACGAGGCGGGGUACACCCUGGACGUGUUCGCACCGCGCCCAGGCGUGUCCCUCGCCUUCCCCCGAGACGGGCUCCGGGAUCAACGGUACGGGAAAUGACCGGAUGAACGACUUAACCGUUGAAAUAUUAAACGCACGAUUAUUAUUCUGGUCAAUUUAUCUUAUGAAUCUUUUUCAUUCCCGAACUCGAACGCGCUAUCGCGAUUUACAGACCUUCUGGUUUCCGAGUGAUUGAAGACGGGAUUAAAUGUUGAACGACAGAGCGAGAAGAACUCGGCUCGCUGUCCGGUCUCCGGCGGCGUCGUAGCUUUAGAUCAGGAUUCAGUGCGCCGUUUUCUUUUGUUCCCUUUUCCUUUUUUCUAUUUCCACACCUUUUGCACAAAUCCCACGCGAGGCGGAGCAGGACUGAGAAAUAACGGACCGAGCUGGGGAUCCGGGCGGAGCGUCGGCGAGUCGAGCCGAUCAUUCACGGCAUCACAGAAUCACAUCAGACUUUCAAACAAGGUUUAAAGACUCGAGGCUUUCACGUCCGAGUCGAACGUUUCGCCUUUACCGGCGAAUCUCCGUAUGACCACGAUCGCCGUACGUGUGUUUAAUAGUCUCUACCUGGGCCUUUUGGUGCUUUUUAAAACUUUCACAAGCACAGGAAGUACGGUUGUCGACGCAGCAGACGGUCUAAGUCGAAUUCUAAGCACACUGUAUUACCCAGCAGCUCGGAUUUCAUAUCUUCUAGCUAGUUUAGAAAUCGCAGGCCGGCGAGGUCUGAUUGCACAAACGUAAUAGCACGUUUAAUUUAUUUUCAUUUUACGUUAUAUGUUCAGACACACUUGCUCCCAAGCGUUGUUUUUUUUUGUCGUCGUUGUUGUUGGUCAUCGUUUUUAAAUUUAGCUUCCUCCUGUAAAUUAUUCCGAGUCCUUCCGAUGCUUUUUGAAGGAUUCAGAAAUGGCUAUGAAACACACGGAGAGCUUUCAUGUCUCUCCGGAAGCUUCAGCGAACAGGCGUUUACCUCGAGACGGAGCAGUUAUCACUACUGUUGAGAUUUGUUCCGUUUCCAGAAGAUCGUCGAGAUCGUCCCUGAGAAUGCCGAAAGGACUUGGGAUCCCGUAUCAGACCCACGGGCUGUGGGUUUGUUUGUGCGUUUGUUUGUUUGUUUGUUUGUUUGUUUUUCUGACCAGACAUUGACAUUGUAAGAACAUUUCUCGGGCAUUUUUGAACUGUACGUGUCUGAUGUAUCAGUUACUGAACCACAGAAAUGUAUUUUCAGUGUAUAGACUCGUCAUUGUUUUUUACCUACACUAUAGAGCAUUAAGCAUCAUCAGUCACGACUGAUUCAGUGAACAAGGAAUCAAAUCAAGAAAGACUGUGGUUUAGUUCAAAACAUGCCAAAGUGUGUGUGUGUAAGUCUACACAUCAGGAGAGGUUUGCGUACUCUUGUAUAUUCUCAAGUGUCACAGUGUAUUUGAAAUAUAAUGUGCAUGUGUGAGAGAAUGAGUGUGAGAGAGAGCAUGGUGUGUGAGAGAGAGUGUGUGAGAGAGAGAGAGAGCGUGUGAGAGAGCGUGUGUGUGUGAGAGAGAGCAUGUGAGAGAGCGUGUGUGUGAGAGAGAGAGCAUGUGAGAGAGAGCGAGCGUGUGAGAGAGCGUGUGUGUGUGAGAGAGAGAGAGAGAGCACGUGUGAGAGAGCGUGUGAGAGAGGAAAGAGCAUGUGAGAGAGCGUGUGAGAGCACGUGUGAGAGUGUGUGAGAGAGAGUGUGUGAGAGAGAGAAAGAGCGCGUGAGUGUGUGUGAGAGAGAGCGUGUGUGAGAGAGCAUGUGAGAGUGUGUGUGAGAGAGAGAGAGCGUGUGAGUGUGUGUGUGAGAGAGCGUGUGAGUGUGAGAGAGCAUGUGUGAGAGAGCAUGUGAGUGUGUGUGUGUGUGUGUGAGAGAGAGAGAGCGUGUGAGAGUGUGUGUGUGUGUAUGAGAGAGCGUGUGAGUGUGAGAGAGCAUGUGUGAGAGAGAGCAUGUGAGAGUGUGUGUGAGAGAGAGAGAGCGUGUGUGUGUGUGUGUGUGUGUGUGUGUGUGUGUGUGAGAGAGAGAGCACGUGUGAGUGUGAGAGAGAGCGUGUGAGUGUGUGUGUGAGAGAGAGAGAGCGCGUGAGAGAGCGUGUGAGAGAGAGAGAGAGCGCGUGUGAGUGUGUGUGUGAGAGAGCAUGUGAGAGAGAGCAUGUGUGAGAGAGCGUGUGAGAGAGCAUGUGAGAGAGAGCAUGUGUGAGAGAGCGUGUGAGUGUGUGUGUGUGUGUGUGAGAGAGCGUGUGAGUGUGAGAGAGCAUGUGUGAGAGAGAGCAAGCGUGUGUGUGUGUGUGUGUGAGAGAGAGAGCGCGUGUGAGUGUGUGUGUGAGAGAGAGAGAGCGUGUGUGUGUGUGUGUGUGUGAGAGAGAGAGAGAGAGCGCGCGUGUGAGUGUGAGAGAGAGCGUGUGAGAGUGUGUGUGUGAGAGAGAGAGAGCGCGUGUGAGUGUGUGUGUGAGAGAGAGAGAGCGUGUGAGAGAGAGAGAGAGCGCGUGUGAGUGUGUGAGAGAGAGCAUGUGAGAGAGAGAGCGUGUGAGAGUGUGUGUGAGAGUGUGUGUGAGAGAGAGAGAGCGUGUGAGAGAGAGAGAGCGCUUGUGAGUGUGUGUGUGUGUGAGAGAGAGCAUGUGUGAGAGAGAGCGUGUGAGAGUGUGUGAGAGAGAGAGAGAGAGCGCGAGAAAAGAUUACACUGUUUGUUAACGUUAUUGUAAGAUUAACACGUGAAGGACGUGAACGCACGUCACAUUCAACCGAAAGCCUUUACUGGACUGUUAAAAGGUUUACGAAAAGCACAAAACUGCUGGUUUUAUUAUUAUUAUUUUUUAGAUUAAAGAUUAUUUAUACACAGCG